AUGAAGUCGACCUUCGUGUUCGCAGCGUGCGUUGCUUUGGGUGCGUCAUUCGCCCAGGCGCAAGGGACGGCUGGUGUGCCCGCAACGAUCAAUGUGGGUAACGGUCAAGCAACCGCAACCUUCCCCGCGGGUCUCGGCGGUCUCUCCACUGGCUCUGUCGUCUCGUUCACCCCUGGCGCGGCCUCGUCUGCCUCGCAAUCGCCCUACUACGUCGCCACCAACGCCGAGCAAUCCUCUACACUGGCGUCGUUGAACACGCACUUUUCGCAGGCCAUCUCCGCCGCGACCCCCACCACCGGCCCCCCGACCGGCAUCAGCACCGGCGUCACCGGCGGCUUUGACGGUGCCAACACUCUCAGUAUCCUCGAUGGAAGCAUCACCACCAUCCCCAACGCCGCAACGACGUAUACGGGACCGAGGAGCUCGAGCAGCAGUGGAAGCAGCGCACAGGGUCAAAGCUCCGGUGCACUCGGGAUGGGUGUCAACGGCGCCGUGAUGGGUGCCAUGGCAGCGGUCGUGGUUGGUGUUGUUGGCGGCGGCGCUUGGGUGCUCUAG
Messenger RNA from Kalmanozyma brasiliensis GHG001, 555 nucleotides. RefSeq lists its product as uncharacterized. The coding region runs from base 1 to 555 and encodes 184 amino acids. The transcript has 2 exons. NCBI's taxonomy places the organism in Eukaryota, Fungi, Basidiomycota, Ustilaginomycetes, Ustilaginales. The record is from RefSeq and is a predicted model, not a curated record.